This is a messenger RNA of Pteronotus mesoamericanus, 1046 nucleotides long. RefSeq names its product RAB32, member RAS oncogene family (gene RAB32). Gene Ontology annotation, biological process: endosome to lysosome transport; phagosome-lysosome fusion. The record is from RefSeq and is a predicted model, not a curated record. Gene Ontology annotation, cellular component: late endosome; phagocytic vesicle; Golgi apparatus. Lineage: Eukaryota; Metazoa; Chordata; Mammalia; Chiroptera; Mormoopidae. Bases 1 to 678 code for a protein of 225 amino acids. Gene Ontology annotation, molecular function: GTP binding; GTPase activity. The transcript is spliced from 3 exons.
AUGGCGGGCGGCGGGGCCGGGGACCUGGGACGGGGGGUGGCCGCCACGGUCGCGCCCGAGACCCGCGAGCACCUCUUCAAGGUGCUGGUCAUCGGCGAACUCGGAGUGGGCAAGACCAGCAUCAUCAAGCGCUAUGUCCACCAGCUCUUCUCCCAGCACUACCGGGCCACCAUCGGGGUGGACUUCGCGCUCAAGGUCCUUAACUGGGACAGCAGGACGCUGGUGCGCCUGCAGCUAUGGGACAUCGCGGGGCAGGAACGGUUUGGCAACAUGACCCGAGUCUACUAUAAAGAAGCUGUUGGUGCUUUCGUAGUCUUUGAUAUAUCAAGAGGUUCCACGUUUGAGGCCGUCUUAAAAUGGAAAAAUGAUCUUGAUAGUAAAGUCCAUCUUCCAAGUGGUGGCCCUAUUCCUGCUGUUCUCUUAGCUAAUAAAUGUGACCAGAGAAAGGAUGGUAGCCAGAAUCCUUCUCAGAUGGACCAGUUCUGCAAAGAACAUGGCUUCAGUGGAUGGUUUGAAACCUCUGCAAAGGAUAACAUCAACAUAGAUGAAGCAGCCCGGUUUCUGGUGGAGAACAUUCUUACGAACCACCAAAGCUUUCCUAAUGAAGAAAACGAUGUAGACAAAAUUAAACUGGAGCAGGAGGCCUUGCCAGCGGAGAGCAAGUCCCAGUGCUGCUGAUGCGGCCUCAGCUCCUCUCCUUGCUCACGCGGGCGAGGGGCGGCCUGACUGAAUUUCUCCAUUUGGAGCAAAUUCCUGAGAAUGGAUUAAGGUGGUGGAUGUGCUGCUCUGUGAAUCUUCCCAGGGCUGUGCUUUAAAACGACCACGAUGGCACCCGGGGAGCCUAAGCUGAAAUGGGGUGUCGCUGUGAUAGUCCUGACGGUGGCCGUGCACCUUGGAGCGAACACGUAGGCUUCUGUCGUUGUUGCCGUCGUAUAUUCAGGAUAAUGUUUACAUCCUUCUUAAUGUCUUCUCAAAUGACAGUGCUCAGGAUUUUGUAAGAGUUCCAAAUUGUAUCUCUUGUUGUAAGCACUGGGGUGGUAAUAAAA